AUGGGAUCCCUUUUUGAACAACCAAGAAAUGCCGGGACUCUGUUCCUCGGCGGCCAGAAGAUCAGCGGUUCAGAUAUUCGUGACCAGAACAUUCAAGCGACGCAGGCUAUUGCAAAUGUCGUCAAGAGUUCCUUCGGCCCCAGCGGCUUGGAUAAGAUGAUGGUGGACGAUAUAGGAGAUGUGACGGUCACGAACGAUGGCGCGACUAUUCUCAGCUUAUUAGACGUCGAGCAUCCAGCAGGCAAGAUUCUUGUCGACCUAGCACAGCAGCAGGAUAAGGAGGUUGGUGAUGGCACAACAUCAGUGGUCAUUAUUGCUGCCGAGCUUCUGAGACGGGCGAACGAGCUUAUGAAAAACCGAAUACACCCAACCACCAUCAUUACUGGCUACCGUCUAGCCCUCCGCGAAGCUGUCAAAUAUAUGCACGAAAAUAUUAGCAUCAAGGUGGAUCAGCUAGGCCGCGAAUCCCUCAUUAAUAUUGCUAAGACCUCCAUGUCGAGCAAAAUUAUCGGCUCAGACUCCGAAUUCUUCUCGAAUAUGGUUGUCGAUGCCAUGCUAGCAGUCAAAUCAACAAAUACCAAGGGGGAGAUUAAAUAUCCUGUCAAGGCUGUCAACAUUCUCAAGGCUCACGGCAAGGGAGCUCUCGAGUCCAUUCUAGUCAAGGGUUAUGCGCUGAACUGCACGGUUGCUUCUCAAGCCAUGAAGACGAGAAUCACCGAUGCCAAGAUCGCCGUUCUGGAUAUGAAUCUGCAGAAAGAGAGAAUGAAGCUUGGUGUCCAUAUCACGGUCGAUGACCCUCAACAACUAGAGCAGAUUCGACAGCGAGAGGCUGGCAUUGUGAUGGAAAGAGUUGACCUGAUCCUGAAGGCUGGAGCAAAUGUUGUUCUUACCACGAAGGGCAUCGAUGAUAUGGUCCUCAAGCUCUUUAUUGAAAGGGGAGCCAUGGCGGUUAGAAGAUGUAAAAAGGAGGAUCUCCGGCGGAUAGCAAAGGCCACCGGUGCUACUCUCAUCAGUUCUCUGUCAGAUCUGAAUGGCGAUGAGAAGUUUGAUGCUUCGUCAUUGGGAUAUGCCGAUGAGGUUGCUCAAGAACGGAUCUCCGACGAUGAGUGCAUUCUGGUUAGAGGCACCAAGGUCCACACUUCCGCAUCUAUCAUCCUCCGAGGGUCCAACGACUACCAGCUGGACGAGAUGGAGCGAUCCGUCCAUGACUCUCUAUGUGCAGUUAAGCGGACCCUCGAAAGUGGCAGCGUUGUCCCCGGCGGCGGUGCUGUGGAGACCGCACUGCACAUCUACCUCGAGGAAUUCGCUGGCACCGUUGGUUCCCGAGAACAACUAGCCAUCGGCGAAUUCGCCCAAGCACUCCUCGUCAUCCCAAAAACUCUCGCUGUCAACGCCGCCAAAGAUUCAUCUGAGCUCGUAGCGCAACUCCGUUCCCGCCAUGCCCUCUCUCAACGCAUCCAGGAAGGCGACGCCAAUGAGGAUGAGAAGACUGUUGCCAAGAAGAAGAACUACAAGAACUACGGUCUGGACCUCACGAAAGGGAAGGUGGUGGACGAGAUCAAGGCCGGUGUAUUGGAGCCCAGUAUGAGCAAGAUCCGGCAGCUCAAGUCGGCGGUUGAAGCCUGCAUCUCGAUCAUGAGAAUCGAUACACUUAUUAAAUUAGAUCCUGAACAAAGGGGAGAAGAUGAUGGGCAUGGUCACUGA
Messenger RNA from Venustampulla echinocandica, 1704 nucleotides. Its product is annotated as T-complex protein 1. The transcript is spliced from 4 exons. Gene Ontology annotation, molecular function: ATP-dependent protein folding chaperone; ATP binding; ATP hydrolysis activity. The record is from RefSeq and is a predicted model, not a curated record. Gene Ontology annotation, biological process: protein folding. Gene Ontology annotation, cellular component: chaperonin-containing T-complex. Bases 1 to 1704 code for a protein of 567 amino acids. NCBI's taxonomy places the organism in Eukaryota, Fungi, Ascomycota, Leotiomycetes, Helotiales, Pleuroascaceae.